AUGCCCUCUAGAGUAACCAGCAAAUCGCCAAAAUCCAGCACAAAGCCCAACACAAAAUCCUCGGCUGAAAAGAUGAAUUCCAAAGACACCAAAAAGGCCGCAGUGAAGACUACAAAUAAAAAGGUCACGAAACCUACGGCCAAGGCCAAGAGUCCACUACCCACCUAUAAAGAAAUGAUUAUGGAGGGUAUUGCGUCCCUAAGUGAACGUAACGGAUCGAGUCGCCAGGCUCUGAAGAAACACAUCGCAGGCAAAUAUGCGGUGGGUGAAGGAUUUGAAAACCAUUUCAAUCUCGCAGUAAGGCGCGGGAUCGAGUCUGGUGACUUCUCGCAACCAAAAGGACCCUCUGGUCCUCUAAAGGUAGUGAAGAAACCCACGAACCCCAAAUCUGAGCACCCAGAAUCCAAAGCCCGUACCGCUGUUAAGGAGAAAGAGGGCGAGCCCACUAAACGCAGAAGAGAAUCAGUCAACAAAAAGUCCAAGGAGGAAGAAACGCCCAAAGUGAGGGAAAGAAGAAGAAGCUCCGCUUCCUCAAAGUCGUCUUCCGCCAAUAAAGUCACCAAAAAACCAGCAGUCCAGUCUAAAAAAGCCGCUACGAGGUUCAUGGCAAAGCCAGUUACAAAGCCCGUGAGGUCCACUGCCCGGAGAAUAGCGGCCGCCUGA
Messenger RNA from Lachancea meyersii CBS 8951, 663 nucleotides. NCBI's taxonomy places the organism in Eukaryota, Fungi, Ascomycota, Saccharomycetes, Saccharomycetales, Saccharomycetaceae. The record is from the annotation of a GenBank genome assembly.